GAUUUCUCUCUCCAUUAAAAAAGAAAAUAUUUUCUCUUUCUCUCUCUAACCUCUCUCUCUCUACGGACGGGGAAGUGUGAACUCUUUCGGUUCAGUCCUUUGUUUAAGGAAGGGACAGUUCGUGGCUUUGCUUUGGGGUCUAGGGCUUCAUCAUAUGCACGGAAGAAUAACAAGAACAAGAUGACGUCUUCGGGAGAAAAACUCGGAGAUCAGCUUGUUAAAGCUGGGAAUAAUCUCCUUCCGCCUCCAACUUCGGUGGAUGAACUGCUUGAAAAACUUGAUCAUAUUGAGGCUCUCCUAAUAGAAGUGGAACAGUCGCCACCCAAGUCGAUGUUAGAUGCAAUUAUUCCAUCGAUGAAAUCAUUGGUUGCAAAUGAACUUAUAAAACAUUCAGAUAUAGAUGUGAAAGUUGCAGUUGCCUGUUGUAUCAGUGAGAUAACCCGAAUCACUGCACCGGAAGCUCCAUAUGAUGAUGAGAAGAUGAAGGAGGUCUUUGAGUUGAUUGUAUCCUCGUUCGAAAACUUAUCUGAUAAGUCAAGCCGUUCAUACACCAAAAGGACCUCGAUUUUAGAAACAGUUGCUAAAGUUAGAUCAUGUGUGAUCAUGUUAGAUCUGGAAUGUGAAUGGCUUAUUGCUGACAUGUUUCAGCACUUUCUGAAAACCAUAAGGGAUUAUCAUCCAGAGAAUGUCUUUUCUGCUAUGAUGGCCAUUAUGGUACUCGUACUGGAAGAAAGUGAAGACGUUUCCCUUGAGCUGCUCUCUCCUGUUUUAGCUAUUUUAAAGAAGGACAAUCAGGAAAUAUUGUUGGAGGCCCGCAAAUUAGCUGAGAAAGUAUUUGAAAGCUGUGCUGCAAAAAUCAAACCGUGUCUUGUACAAGCUGUAGAAACUGAAGCCCUUUCUUUAGAUGAAUAUAGUAAUGUGGUUGCUGGUAUAUGUGGGAUAACUUGUGUUAAAGAAAAUGGUGUUCAAGCAGAAAAUGAUGGUCCUGCAUGUGGAGAACCACCUGCUGUGGAGGAAACUUUGGUCGAACCGUCAUCACAUGAUGUGCCUCAGGUUGAGGAGAAUAUAUUAGUUGAAUCAUCCACAAAUGAUAUACCUCAGCUUAUCAAUUCGUCUCAGGAUGAUGAGAGAGCUGUCGCGUCAGCACCAUCUGACAACCUGGUGCCUGAUGAAACUGUAGAUGAUGAACCCAUUAAGGAUGCAGUUCCCGAUGGAUCUCCACAGGCAGCUAAGAUUAAUGAUUCUUCCAAAGACAAUAGUGAAGGUCCUUCAGCAGGACAUGAGGAAUUGGUAGAUACUAAUGAAAACACUGCUGUUAUAUCUCUAACACCGGACAUCACAAAAGAGGUUCAAAUUGAGUUACAGCCUGAACAAUCCAUGAAGAUUAUUACCAACAUGUCAGAGGAUGGACAACAUACUGAUAAAAAAUCAGAUGACAAAAAAUCUGAUCCCAACGAAGCAAUCAACGCUGAACCUGAGGAUGGUCAACAUUCUGAACAGUUAGAUAAUAAUAACAUGGAAAGUAAGGCUGGAUCCAAUGAUUUGGGAAGCACAACAGUGGUAAAAUUGAAGCUGAAAUCAGAAGAAACAACUGAGAAGGGUUCGAAGAAACCUGAGGAUGAUGCCCAAGAAACUGACCAAGUAACAGAAAAUAAUGAGAUUGAGCCUGCUGAUUUGGAAAGCUCAAAAAUAGUUAAAUCAAGCUCAAAAUCAGAGCUAACUGGCAGAAAGAGAUCAAAGAAGCCCGAUGAUGUUAAUGAAGCUGGUAAGGCUGAAUCUGGUGAUUUGGGCAACAUAAAGGUGUUUAAACUAAAGUUUAAGACAGAGGAAACUGCCAGAGGAAGUUCCAAAACUCCAGAUGAAGGCCAAGACACUGACCAACUCAUAGAUACUAAUGAAGCAACUAAGGCUGAAUCUGUUGAAUUAAAUAACACUAAGGUGAUAAAACCUGAAUCGAAAUCAGGCCAGACUACUACUAGCAGGAAAAGACGAAGAAAACUCAACUCCUUUUCCACUAGAGAGCCUUCUGGCUCCUCCUUUGUUGAUGAUGGUGAGAAAGAAGCAGGCAAACUGUCAGAACUCAUAGACCAUAAUGAAGAGGUUCCCUGUCCACCUUCACAGCAAGCCAAACUUUCAAGAAAUACACAAAAGAAUGAACAACUUGCUUCUCCAUCCCAAAGUGAAACUCUUCUCGAUGAGAAUCAACCCAAAAAGUCAGCACAGGUAAAUAAAAAGCUGAAGCAAGGAGUUGAGGGGCCAAGUGAUUCAGAAGUGAGAAAUAAAAAACAGUCGGGGAAGAGGGUGUCUGUUAAAGAUACAACCGAAAGUAAGUCUACACCUGUGGUAGGUGGACAAGGAAGAAAGACGACAACUAUAGAUAAGAAAGGCACAAGUAGCAAUACUGACAUAUCGUCGUUGAAACGGAAAAGUGGGGGAAAAAGUGGCCAGGUCAAAAGUAACUCUGACAAGGAUAUGACUUCAAAGUCCUCUUCCAAAGCCGACAAAAAGGAUCUUCAAAUUUCACCAAAACGUUACAACAAAUUGCUUGAUGAUGAAAGUGAGGAUCAUAUGGUGGAAGAAACUCCCAAGAUAAAAUCUAAGACCAAGCGUAAUUCAGGAAAAGAUAAAGAAACUCAACAUCCGACAAAACCUUCCUCAACAUCGCCUGAAGAUAUGGAUUAUUCAGAGGAAACUCCUAAGAUAAGUUCCAAGAGGAAGCGCAGUGGAAAAGAUGAAGCUUCAGGUGAUAUAAAAUAUAAUGACAGUUUGGUUGGUUCCAAGGUUAAAGUAUGGUGGCCGGAUGAUGCACAGUUCUAUUUUGGUGUAAUUGAUUCUUUUGAUUCUGUUAAAAAGAAGCAUAAGGUUUUGUAUGAUGAUGGGGAUGAGGAGACUUUAAUUCUUAAGAAGGAGCGAUGGGAAUUUGUAGAAGAUGAAUCUAAAACUCUUAUGGAAGAAGAGGAUGAGUAUCAAAGCUCAGAGGGGUUAUCUGGAAUGCUCCAAAAGAAGAAAUCAAAAACUGCAGAAAAAACACCUAAGCAAGGAAAGACAGAUUCUUCUCGAGGUAAAAAACCGUUGCCCAAAUCAAAAGUGACGGCUACAAAAUCUGGUAAAAAAUCUAGCGAGGAUGAAGAGGACACAGACGAAGGCAAAACAACAGAGUCAAAGUCACUGAAAUCUGAUGACAGCGAUAGCGACAGACCAAAAGUGAUUUCUCAGAAAACAGUUAAAAAACCCAUUGGUUCUAACAGCAAGUCGAAAAACGAGGGCAGUUGGUCAAAGUCAAACAGCAAGUCGAAGCUGGAGAAGAAAUUCAAGGGUAAAACCCCCCCUCCGGAUGAUAGCGAAAAGGAAAAUAAUACUUCAGAUGAAGAAGAUGAAGAAGAAGAGACUGCAAAAAAGUUGCCUGAAAUUGAGGUUAAGCAAGUAUCGGGUAAGAAAGGAAAAUCAACCGGAAAGGAUGAGAAGAAAGAAUCUGUGGAAGAGAAGAUCUCCGGAGGAGUUAAGAAGGGGAAAUCGUCACCAGUUGAGACAUCCAAAUCUGGCGGAGCUAGCUCGAAGAGAAUGAAGAAGCGAAAGAGGUACUGAGAAUGACCGAAAAUGUUUAGAUUCUCUUAAGGGGCUUUGAUUUCUUGCUUCUGCUAGUAGAAACAAAGGCUAGUAGAAGUUCUAUUUGGGUUUUCAGAUGCAUAUGACAUUGUUUAAUUCUGAUUUGAUGAUGAUGUUGGUGUGUGCUGUUGUAGGAUUAAUUAACUUGAUCUUGUCUUCUUUAACUCCUCAGGCCCUUCUUUUUCUUUUUUGAUGAUAUUGGUCAUAUUUUCGGGCACUCCAAAUGUCCGAAAAUUUGUUCAUCUUUAGGAAUGUUUUUAUCCAAUGGAUUUUAUUGUAAUGCUCUAUUUUGACAAUAUUCAUCUCUAUCCCUUUGGCUAGUUAGGCUUCCUAC
Messenger RNA from Impatiens glandulifera, 3940 nucleotides. RefSeq names its product sister chromatid cohesion protein PDS5 homolog C-like. Gene Ontology annotation, biological process: DNA repair; mitotic sister chromatid cohesion. Gene Ontology annotation, cellular component: chromatin; nucleus. Lineage: Eukaryota; Viridiplantae; Streptophyta; Magnoliopsida; Ericales; Balsaminaceae. The record is from RefSeq and is a predicted model, not a curated record. The transcript has 18 exons. The coding region runs from base 181 to 3585 and encodes 1134 amino acids.